GGCUUCAAUGUAGUGUUCGUUCAUGGUUAUUUGUUCCUUGAGUGGUAAACUUAUGAUAACUUCCAAAGUAUUAUGUCUUUCAUACUCAGCUCAGGCGCUGCCGACAUGGCUAUGGCGUGGCAAACAUUGUCAGCUUCACAGCGCUCGACUAUCAAGCAACAAUACCAAGCUGCGGGCAUUAAAUUGCUCGUUUCAGCGUUUGGCUCGACUGAGACACCUACAACGAGUGGCAAGGACCCUCAACAGCUUGCCUCUACGAUGGCUGCAUGGGUCAAACAGUACGGCGUCGAUGGAAUUGAUGUCGAUUACGAAGACAUUACAGCCAUGAACAAGGCUGAUGGAAAGGCAGAGCAGUGGCUGAUCGAUUUUACCAAUGCUCUCCGAACGGAUCUGCCCCAAGGCCAGUACAUCCUCACUCAUGCUCCCAUGGCGCCCUGGAUGGGUUCCGGUACUCAAUGGACUUCGGGAGCCUAUGUAACUGUGAAUACGAAAGUCGGGAGCUCAAUUGAUUGGUACAACACUCAAUUCUAUAAUCAGGGCGCAUCGGAGUACACUACCUGCGACGGGCUCCUUACUGCAUCCAGCAGCAACAAUCCCAAAUCUUCUGUCUUUGAAAUAGAGGCCAACGGUUUUGAACUCAACAAGAUUGUCAUUGGAAAGCCUGGAUCUACGGGCACAGGUGAUGCCUCCAACGGUCAAAUGUCGACCGGCACGCUCGCUGGCUGUGUCAGUCAAGCCAAAGGCAAAGGAUGGAACGCUGGUGUCAUGAGCUGGGAGUAUCCGGACGCCAACUCCCAAUGGAUCACCGCUGUUCGUGGAUCUGCAUAUCCUAUUGAUGGAUCUUCCGACUCCGGCUCAUCUGGUAGCUCAACUUCUACUGCAGACGCUGCUUCGCCCACAUCCGUUGGCUCGUCUGGUGGUAGCUCUACUGAUGCUGCUUCACCUACGUCCCUUGGUUCAUCUGGAAGCUCUACCGAUGGUGCUUCGCCUACAUCCUCCUCAUCGACCGUUGCCGACAGUGAUUCUGCUUCACCUACAUCCCUCGGUUCAUCCAGUAGCUCUACCCCUACCCCUGAUGGCGCUUCACCAACAUCCACUGACGCCGAUUCUGGUUCAACCGCUGCUUCUACAGAUGCCGGAUCUGUUCCCACUACCGACAGCUCUUCACCCACCACUCCGGCAACCAGUGCCAGCACUGCUGCUUCAACUGGGACAUUCAACAACGGAAUGUGGACACCCAGCGCUUCAACAGCGACAUUUAACAACGGAAUGUGGACGCCUACCACUGCACCCGCUACUACGGUUGCCACACCUGUACCACAAAGAAGAGAAGAGAGGACCACUCACAGAAUGGUUCGCCGGAGAGGAUUUCCUGUACCAUAAUAAUCUAAGUUUGUAUCUAAUCGUAAAAGAGCCUGAGAAAGAUAUUCCCAUCUAAUAUAAGCAUGUCGAAGACCGGCCCCGGUUUCUUCUCAACUUCCCACC
Molecule: messenger RNA, 1485 nt
Organism: Lentinula edodes (shiitake mushroom)
Lineage: Eukaryota; Fungi; Basidiomycota; Agaricomycetes; Agaricales; Omphalotaceae
Product: glycoside hydrolase superfamily
Exons: 6
Coding region: 73-1383 (436 amino acids)
Biological process (GO): carbohydrate metabolic process
Molecular function (GO): hydrolase activity, hydrolyzing O-glycosyl compounds
Source: RefSeq, a predicted model, not a curated record